AUGGGUUUCUUGGGAUUGUGGAAUAUGUACUUGUCAACUGGCCAGGCAGUUCAACCCAGAAGAAUAUCCCAGGAUAUGCUUGAGGGUUUAUUUGGUACGAUAAGGGAAAUAAGUGGUGACUCUUCUACACAAACAGUCCAAUCCUAUGGAUAUGCGAUAAAUAAAUCAACUAUUAUGAUGCAAAUGACAUCAGAAAUACAUAGCUUGAAUUAUGGUUCAGCUGAUGGCUCAGUUUGCAUGCUUACUGAAGGAAUUGCCGGACAGCGACACAUUGUGACACACAGAGCCAGAAGAUAUCUAGCCAUCAUGAGACUCAAUCCUACCUUCAUUCGCCGAAUAUUUCAAGAACUUCUUAAUGAUAAUUUA
Molecule: messenger RNA, 366 nt
Organism: Paraglomus occultum
Lineage: Eukaryota; Fungi; Glomeromycota; Glomeromycetes; Paraglomerales; Paraglomeraceae
Source: the annotation of a GenBank genome assembly